AUGAGCCAGGAGCUGACCGCUGCCCUUGAGGCCUUCGAUGAGCCGAACGGUUCAUGCACCCCAAGCGUCCAACCUGCCAAGGGAAGAGUGCGUAAGGCUGCCAGGAAGGCCAAGGAGGCAUACGAAGCAAAACAGGCCGCAGAGGAUGCAAAGGCAGACAAGAAGAAGUCCCUUGCUGAAGCCAAGAAAGCAGCCGAACAGGCCACGCGCGAAGCAAUGAAAGCUGCUGACCUGGCCGUUCUCUUCCUCACGACAGCGACUCCGGGCAAAUGUGAAGCCAUCGCAUUUGGAAGGACUGUGCUGGGUGCUAGUCUGUGCCCAAUGUUACGAGAGUCGGUCACGAGAAUCUGGGCAUGCAUGGAAAGGCCAAGAUAUGAGCCGGGCAGACGAGCUGAUGCACCAAACAGCAAAAAAGGUACUGUUGCUGUGGUUUCAGACGUCAAUUCUUACAUGCUGCAUUGUCUUACUGCCCGCGUUGCCUUUGCUGCUUCUGCCAAGUCCGACUGCCCGGGGACUUUUUUGCGUCAUCGCAUCCUGGUGCCAGGCCGCGUGGUUCGGCCUGGCAGUGUUCUGCCUUCGGUGUGUCUUACGAACACGCAUCCUCAUCCAUGCGUGUCCGGCCCCAACGGCUUUAACAUGAGAGAUCCAACAGUGAGACUUGUUGUUUUCGUUGCGAUGACUGCUUCAGGCGAUGGGGAGCUCGACACCUGGGCUGCGCAGGGCGACCUGCUCUUGAUCUCCAACCACCCUACACGGUUGGAUUGGAUGUUUCUGUGGGCCCUGGCUUCGGCUCUGGGACGUCUAUCUGGCCUUAAGAUCGUGCUCAAGGACAACCUGAGAGCAGCACCAGGCUUUGGAUGGGCCGUGCAAUGCUUCGCAUACCCGUUCAUGUGCCGGCGGGACCGGGAAGCGGAUCUAAACGUUCUGCGAAGCGUUUGUGCCCAGAGUGGUGGUCGCGGAAAGUUGGCCUUGCUACUGUUCCCCGAGGGUACUGAUCUGAGCAAGUCGAAUCUGGAGAAGAGCCAAAGCUAUGCUCAAAAAGAAGGCUUGCAGAUUUACACCCAGGUGCUCCAUCCACGGACAGCAGGGUUCGUUGCGGCGUGGGAAGCCUUGCAAGAUGCUGCUAAGGAGCUUCAGUCGAAACCUCCGGUGCUGGUUGAUGUGACCAUGGCAUACGUUGCUCCUGUCUCUGCCAACUUGCCAGAUGAGGUGGCUGUCUUUGCUCGUGGUCACAUCCCCCAUGAAGUUCACAUUCGUCUACGGCGGGUGGCGCCGAGCACCUCCAGUUCCUCCAGCGCUUCCGAGCUUUGUUGUCAUCUUUUCGCAGAGAAAGAGGACCUUUUGAACCGAUUUCAUGCACCAUCUGGUGAGGGGGCCAGCACUUCGAAUGCUGGUUUUGGGAAGCCAGACACAGGCGUUUUCGCCUCAGAGAGUUCUGUCUUGCUGGAGGAGGUUGGCGGAGUCAAGAUGAGGCUGUUCCUGAGCCUGCUGGCGGUAAUUUCGUUGGAGGCUUGGGGGUUCGCGCUCCUACAAAUGAUGGGCUGGCUGUGGUCCCUGGUUUCGUUGAUCGUGGCCUGUGCUUGCUUCGUCGUGCUGGGCAAAAUCACGGGUGGCAUCGACAAGGUAAUUCUGCAACAUGCUCAGCAGCAUCCGUCGAGUCAGCACGAUCUCGGAAAGGCGCGUUGA
Molecule: messenger RNA, 1686 nt
Organism: Symbiodinium natans
Lineage: Eukaryota; Dinophyceae; Suessiales; Symbiodiniaceae
Source: the annotation of a GenBank genome assembly